Paraphaeosphaeria sporulosa is the source of this 1122-nucleotide messenger RNA. RefSeq names its product putative alpha/beta hydrolase. The transcript has a single exon. The record is from RefSeq and is a predicted model, not a curated record. Lineage: Eukaryota; Fungi; Ascomycota; Dothideomycetes; Pleosporales; Didymosphaeriaceae. Bases 113 to 1015 code for a protein of 300 amino acids.
CCCUAGGCCACCGCCUAAGAUGAAUUCCCGUAUAACAAUUGCUUGUUCUCCCAUCCCUCACACUUCUCUGCGCCAGGUUGUUAAGCUCCAGUAACACCACGGACCAGCAAUCAUGUCAUCCUCAACAAUCCCCAUCACCAUCAGCCACCUCGGUACCCUGAACGUCGGCUACCGCAUCUCUAACGAUGCAAUCGACGCUUCAAAACCAACGCUCGUCUGCAUAAACUCUAUGUGCAUGACAACCGCACUGUUUACCCCCCAAUUCGAGUCCCCAGAACUCAGCUCCGCAGUCAACAUCCUCGCCAUCGAGCCUCUCGGCCAUGGCUCAACUUCCUUCCCCACAAAAGCAACCCACUUCACGUACUGGGACUCGGCAGCCGUAGCCCUAGAAGCCAUGACCGCUCUCGGUGUGGAAAAGGCAUUUCUUCUAGGCACGAGCCAGGGCGGCUGGAUGGUCGUCCGCAUGGCGCUGCUCGCGCCGUCGCGCAUUCUCGGGCUGCUUCCUCUGGGCACAAGUAUGGACGCCGAAACCGCCGAGACGAGAGAGAAGGGGUGCUGGGACCCGGUGCCGCUCUUAUAUCCCUUCGCAGAGAAGUGGACGAGUGCGAAGCCAACGCCGGAUUUCGAGAUUGACGACACGUGGUGCGGGAUGGUGGCGAGCUUUGGCUUUGGCGCGCACGCAACAGAGGCGUCGACGGCAUUCUGGACGCAGGUGCUCAAGGACACGUACAAGGGGGACGAGGGGCGCAAGAAGGCAAGGAUGGCGGUGUUGUGUCUUCUGACGAGGGAUUCGCUGAAUCUUAGGCUCGCGGACCUUACUUGUCCUGUGCACUGGCUCCAGGGCAGUGAAGAUGCGCCGUAUGGGUGUGCGGUGCAGAAGGAGCAGAUUGAGCUUUUCAAGGGGAGUGUGGAGAAGAAGUUGAGUAUUGUGGAGGGAGGCGCGCACUAUCUGAAUGCGACGAAUGCGAAGGAGGUGAACGAGGCGAUAUUGGCGAUGGUGAAGAACCAUGCGUGAUUAGAGCGAGCAUGCAUGCGAUAGUAUGGGCUCCUAGAGGACAAGUAGAUUGGUGGAGGCAUCACGACAUGAAUUCGAUUGGUACACCACUUCGCUUCGUUAUGCUU